CAGUAACCCUGGUUUCUGGGUAUGAGAGCUGGGACAAGCUUUCUUAUUUUUUAUAUAAAAUUAGUUUGGGAAAAUUAGGUUGUCGGAUAGUUGGAAAUUUUUGUAUACUCCUUUUUCGGAUACGGAUCCCAGAUCCGAAAACCUUAUUAUAGAGUGAUAAUGAAUAUUAGUGGACAUUGGAAAUUAGAUUAUAAGCUCAUGGGGAGAUAUCCCCGGUGAAUCUAAAUCCCCUGGUAUGAUCAUGGGCGGUCCUCCGUAUACGUUCUUUUAUCAUAUUCAAUACGACCCUGUCAACAUUAAAUUCAAACCCCGCCAUAUAAUAAGCCUUUAACCCUAUACAUAAGAGUAGAUAAAACCAGUCUUAUCAGUAGUCUUAUAUUAAAUUCAACUUUAACUAUUCUCCAGAUGCAUGCCAUUAUUCGAGAUGGUGGCGCCGUUCUUGUCCAUUGUGUUGCUGGUGUUAGCCGUUCAGCAUCUAUUUGUCUUGCCUAUUUGCUCAAAUAUCGAACUCGGUCAUUACGUGUUGCUUAUCAUUUAAUGUGUGAAAAACGACCUUUAGUUAGACCAAAUAUUGGAUUUUGGAGGCAAUUAAUUUGUUAUGAACAGUUGAUCAAAGGUAAUAUUGGCUCAGUACGAAUUGUGAGAGAUGAGGCACAGCCUGAUAAAUUACUUCCUGAUGUUUACCUCAAAUCUGUAAUUCCUGAUAAAUAUAGCCGACCAUUGUCUCCCACAAAUGUUGGUGAGGAUUCCUCAGUUCAUCAUUUAAAGCCUAUGGCCGAUGAAAGUUAUUUGUCUGGACAUACUUCUGGUCGGCAUCGUCGUCGUUCUUCCUCUGGAGGUUCAGAUCGUGUUCGGUUUGUUCCAGUUUUGGAGCCUUUGGCUGAACUUGCCGAAGCUGCUGGAUAAUAACGAUUAAUUUAUUUAAUCAAAAGAAAAAAAAUAAUUUUUAAAAUUGUUCUCAUAUUUAUAUCUCUCUCUCAUUUUUUAGUAUUUAGUAUUUAUUUCUUUUUAACCACCAUUUUUUGAAAUUUAAAUAUUUUAUUUUUCAAAUGCUUUUUGAAGUUAUCAUUUUAAAGAAAACUUGCUUCUUUAAUGUAAAAGCAGGGAAUAUUAUUUGAAUUUGGGUAACACCCUGACUUUAGGGUGUGAGUUGUGGGGUUAGGUUGCUGGGGAGGGUAUGUCGAGGUUUGACUGAGGGUAAUAUCUACAUAAAU
Molecule: messenger RNA, 1214 nt
Organism: Meloidogyne enterolobii
Lineage: Eukaryota; Metazoa; Nematoda; Chromadorea; Rhabditida; Meloidogynidae
Source: the annotation of a GenBank genome assembly